GUCACAGAAUCCGUGACAGGUUUUGUCGUGUGUUUUUCAUCACCCGAUACGUUCCGAUUCAUUGGCCACACACCAAACACUACACAACCGCAGCGGCAUGUCGCGCCGUGGAUGAGUGCGAUUUAAAUUGAAUUAUGUAAGUGCCGAAUCGUACGACGACGAGCACGCUGCUAAGAUUGUAGAAUCCACCCCGGGAACGGAAAGCUGCUUGGCCACCGCGGCAGUUGGUGUCGAGAAGUGUGGCAGUAUGUUCGGUUUUCUGCGUGUCCCCGGUGUUGGGCAACUGUGUGCCCUCGAGCGGAUACCCUUUCGCUGUACGCAUAGUGGUCCACCCACCGGCGGUCAACCAAAUCAAGCACGUGUCGUAGUGGCCGGAGCCGGAUUGCUUGGCAACUCGGUCGCGUAUCAUUUGGCGGACAACGGAUGGACGAAUGUCCUGGUGCUGGACCAGGGAAGGAUCGGUAGCGGAACGUCACACUUCGGUUCCGGUACGAUUGGCCUGUUCAAACCAACGCCCGAGCGGAACAUUGUCGAGGAGAGUUUGAAACUGUACCAGAAGCUACAACAACAAGGCCACGCGAUCGGGUUGAGAAAGUGCGGCAGUCUUAAUUUAGCGCAAACUCACGACCGCAUGAUAGCACUGCAGCGACGAACCGCCUACAUCCUGCCAACCGGCAGUGUGCAGUGUGAGCUGGUGGACUCGGAAACGGCCAAGAAGCUACACCCCUUCCUAAACACCGACGAUCUGCAGGGGGCAGUCUACGUACCGGAUGACUGUAUCGCAGAUCCGGCCGCAGUCGUGCAGGUGCUGGCCAGUGAAGCGAAACGGAAAGGCGUCAAAUACUUCGAAGGGUGUCAGGUGAAAUAUAUUCACACGAAAAAUGGACGAGUGGAUUCGAUCGAAACGGAUGUUGGCAUCAUCAAGUGCGAGUAUUUUGUGAAUUGUAGCGGUAUGUGGGCCCGCGAGCUUGGUCUACACUGUAAACCACCGGUACGCAUUCCGGCCUACCCAGCGCAACAUUACUACGCCCUAACGCCAUCACUCAAUCUACCGACGGAUGACGAUAAUCUGCUGCCAUGUGUCCGUGAUUACGAUGCCAAUCUGUAUGCCCGCCAGUAUGACCAGUCGCUGCUGGUCGGAUGGUUUGAGAAGGAAGCGAAACCAGCGUUCGAAGAUACCAAGGACAUACCGAAGGCCUGGCAGGAGUAUCUGAACCAGGACCCAGCGCACUGUGCUCCUUUGUGGGAGAAGGCAGCCGAUCGGUUGACGGUUUUGCGUGACAUUCCGAUGCCGGAGCUGCGCAACAGUCCCGACAAUUUUACGCCCGAUGGUCGACUGAUCUUCGGUGAGUCGGCUGAGGUGGAGCAUUACUUUGUGGCUUGCGGCAUGAACGGUAAUCCACUGCAGGGUUCCGGUGGUGUCGGUAAAGCGCUGGCCGAGUGGAUCAUCAGCGGUACACCGACAAUCGAAAUGUUGCCAUUCAAUGUACAACGGUUCCUCGAUCUGCACAAUAACCGACAGUAUCUGCAGCAGCGGAUCCGCGAGGUGGUCGGACGCCAGUAUGCCAUUCUCUAUCCGAACCAGAGCGAGUACAAGUUCGCCCGGAAACUGCGCUGCUCACCGUUGUACAGUGUGCUCGAAGCACGUGGUGCCGUCUUUGGGACGAAGAUGGGCUACGAGCGGGCCCUAUACUUUGAUGCCGAUUAUAGGCGUGGUGAUCCAUUACCGACCUUGCCAGGGGGAAGCUUCUACAAGCCCAAGUUCUUCAGUUCCAUGGAGAAAGAAUACCAGGCGUGUGCGCAACACGUGGGCAUUAUCGAUAUAUCGUCGUUUUCGAAGAUUGAAAUCAAACCCGGAAUCCAGACGGACACGGGUUCGGGAGCGAAUGCGGUUCUCAGUUAUCUGCAGAUGAUGUGUGCCAAUGAUGUGAACAUUACCGUCGGUCAUAUAGUGCACACGGGCAUGUUGAACGAGGGUGGUGGCUAUGAAAACGAUUGCAUGUUAAUACGUCAAUCGGAGGACAGCUACUUCAUGAUUUCUCCGUCGUCCCAGCAGACCCGUAUCUACCAGUGGAUGUCCCGUAACUUACCGUCCGACGCUUCGGUGCAACUGAACGACGUUACCUCGAUGUACACCGUGAUUAAUGUGGUCGGGCCCAAGUCGACGCUGUUGAUGAGUGAACUGUCCAAUUCGGACGUACGGUUGGCACCGUUUACCUAUCGCAAACUGAACGUUGGUUAUGCCAGUGAUGUAAUGAUCAUGUCCUUUACGCAUACCGGUAUGCCGGGCUACUGUCUGUACGUACCUUCCGAGUAUGCGCUCCACGUGUACGACCGGUUGAUGACCGUCGGUCGGGACUAUGGUGUACGCGAUGUCGGAACCCUGACCCAGCGGUUUCUGCGGAUCGAUCGGUUCAUUCCGUUCUGGGGUGAUGAGCUGACCAGCAUGACCACACCAUUCGAGGCGGGCGUCUUUUACUCGGUACGAUUGGAUAUUUCCCAAUUGAAGAAAAAGGAAAACUUCAUCGGCCGCCAAGCAUUGGAAGCGCAGAAGCGGGACGGCAUACAGAAACGGUUGGUGCUGUUCCACGUUGAAGACAUCGACAUCGAAAAAGACGUGUGGCCAUGGGGAGGUGAACCGCUCUAUCGCAACGGGGAAUUCUGUGGCACGGUCACUUCCGCUGGCUACGGAUUUGGCACGGAAAAGCUCGUUUGCCUGGGUUACAUCAGUCGACCGAAAACGUCGCCAGUGACGGUCAUCACUACCGAGUUCAUCAUGGAUAAGGACGCCGUCUAUCAUAUCGAUAUCGCUGGUAAGAGGUUCCGACUAACGCAGCACGUCCAUCCCAUUGCAGCAAUGAGUCAAUCCAACGAACGCAAGGAUCACAGCAAAUCGUACCGUCCGACGGUCAUGAAGAUUAAAAAGCAGUAUCGAUAAGAACAGUAGAAUGGGCAACUCGUUCCGCCAAUCCGUCUGUGACUGUUGCAAACAAGAUGCUAUGUAGUAUCGAACGCGAUACUUGCGAAGGAACUUCAAACUAAAACUCUAAAACAUGCAAAAAUAGGUUCCUUAUCGUGCUUGAUUUUUGAGUAAUUCGUUCACAUUGUUAAAAAUCUGUUCGCAAAAACAUACCAAAGAUAAGACAUGAGCGUGGUGCGAUUGUCGAUGAUUGUACUUUGUAUAACUGUCCUUCAAAAGGAUUCAACCUAGUGGAAGGUAGUAACUAUAUUGGAAGGAAACGAAUCAUCGAAUGUUAGAUUUAUGAAUGUUCAGAGUACCUAGAAAGAGGAACGUCAAUUAGUAAUGAAUUUCCCACAGCACACAGCAGAGAACCUGCAAUGAUUCCUACAGCCCAGGCCUAAACCGGGUGUGGCUUAAAACAAAUAAAGUUAUAUCCACGGAUCUC
Molecule: messenger RNA, 3407 nt
Organism: Anopheles darlingi
Lineage: Eukaryota; Metazoa; Arthropoda; Insecta; Diptera; Culicidae
Product: pyruvate dehydrogenase phosphatase regulatory subunit, mitochondrial-like
Exons: 5
Coding region: 248-2938 (896 amino acids)
Cellular component (GO): mitochondrion; cytoplasm; mitochondrial matrix
Molecular function (GO): oxidoreductase activity; protein binding
Source: RefSeq, a predicted model, not a curated record